Tetrahymena thermophila SB210 is the source of this 2517-nucleotide messenger RNA. RefSeq names its product cyclic nucleotide-binding domain protein. Gene Ontology annotation, cellular component: membrane. Gene Ontology annotation, molecular function: monoatomic ion channel activity. Lineage: Eukaryota; Ciliophora; Oligohymenophorea; Hymenostomatida; Tetrahymenidae. Gene Ontology annotation, biological process: transmembrane transport; monoatomic ion transport. The transcript is spliced from 6 exons. The record is from RefSeq and is a predicted model, not a curated record.
AUGACUAUAUCCUUAACAAUAUUUUUUUAAGCUGAAUUUGGAGAAUAUCAUAAUUUGUUUAACUAUAUUGCUAUUGUAGCUUGGGUUUCUGAAAUGCUCUUGUAAAUGAACACAGCUACAUACCAUGAUGGUGAUUUUAUAACAGACAGGAAGAUCAUUUUUAGAAUUUAUCUUAAAGAAUACUUCUUAUUUGAAAUACUUCCACUAAUAUUUGAAGGAAAAUCCUCAAAAAACGAAGCCAUAAAUAUAUUGUUACAUCUUCCCUUGCUACUAAAGUUGAAAGGGAUGUCAAUUAUUUUGAUUAAAUUAGAGUUCUUAAUUCUUCAGCAUUUAAGAAAACCUUAUAUAAUUUAAAUUUGCAAAUAGCUAUUAUCAAUUUUAUUACUUAUCCACUUGAUGGCUUGUUCAUACUCUUUAUUUGGCUAAUUUGAAAAAUAAUACUUGCACAUACCUUAUAAUUGGAUUGACUAAAGCAAACUGCAGCAAUCAAGUAGCGAUUGGUGGAGCAAAUAUUUCGAAGCUUAGUUGUGGGCUUUUUAUACAAUGAGCAACUCAUACUCUUCUUCUAUAUUUUCUGAAUAUGAAUAUGCCUUUACCUCAUUUUGGAUGCUUAUAUCAUCUGUUUUGUUUGCCUAUAACAUUGCAACUAUAGGAAAUAUUUUGCAGGAUAUAAAUUCCGCUUAAGAAAAUUACAAGAAGGAUCUAAACCUCUUAAAUAGAUACAUGAAAAGAAAGAAAAUAGACAUAGAGCUUUAGAGAGAAAUGAAUUCGUACUUUGUUAAAUAAUACGAAUAAGAUUCAUCUAUGCAAUUCGAGGCAGAAAAGGAAGCUUUAAAAAAACUAAAUAUCAACAUGAGAAAUAAGCUAAUUGUGGAAUCAAAUAAGCACAUACUUAAGCAAUUUUCAUUUUUUAACAUAUUCUCAUAGCAAACUCUGUAAAAUAUUUACUAAAUUAUGGAGGAAAAAAUAUAUUCUGAAGGCGAAGUUAUUUAAACAUUUGAAUAAAAUACUACAGAUCACUUUUUGUACUUGAUUCUUAAAGGGAGUGUUCAGGUUAUUUAAACAUCCUCAGAGAGCUCAUUAACAGAUUCACUCAUGCAAUAUGAAAAAAAAGUGGUAAAUUCAAGGGGAUAAAAUGAUGAAAGCAAAUUUUUAAAAUUAAAAAAUAGCAAGGUUGUUUGUAAGCUGAAAGAGGGAAAUAUGUUUGGAGAGUGUGAAUUUUUUUCAAAUGCCGCUUUACCUUAUUUUAUUCAAACUUGCCAGAAAGUUUUUGUCAUUAAAAUAUCAAGUAAUAAGUUUUAUGAAGUUGUGAAAAAAGAUAAAAACGAUUACUAAAAAUUUAUGGAAUUAAAAUCAAGGAUUUCAUUUAAUAAUCAAAUAAACCUUAUUAACAGUAUGUGUUUAAUAUGUAAGGGGAAAGACCAUUAGUUUAUAAAUUGCAAUCAAACUCAUUUGUUUGUUUCUCAUUCCUUUAUAAUUCCAAAAUAUAGCUACUCAGCUAUUCAGGAAAGGAAAUACUAUGAUAGAAGCAAAAAAAAAUAUCAAAGAUGUAUUAUUGAGAUUAUUUCAAAAUAAUUUGAUUCAAAUAUAGAAGAAGAGGAAGAGAAUGAAUAUGAAUCUUCAGCAUCUGUAGUAAAAAAAGAUGAUGAAACCUCAAUUUAUAAAAUUCCCAGCUAACAACCACCAAGCUAAAAUAGUUGCCAAUAUAAACAUUCUAAGGAAGAAAUAAAUUCUGAAUAAUCUAGCCCUACUGACUCUAAAUUAGAUAAUUAACUCAUAGAGAAAGUAUAAGAGGAUAUUUUAAAUUAAAUAAAGUUUGUUAUGGCAAAUUUGAGAAGUAACAAUAAGCGUAGAGCACACUAAAAUGUUAUUCAUAAUACAUAAUAAAAAAAUGAUGAUUCUUGUUAAGAUAUUAAAUUGUAAAGCAAUGAAAAAUUUGAUUUACCAAUAAAAAAUGAAAAACGGUCGUCUUAUUACUUAGAUGAUAAACAUUAAUUUACUAGCAGUUAAAAUAAUUUAGGAGAUUUAUUUCCUACACAAAGAAUAGUACAUUAAAUACCUAAUAGUUAGAUUUAAACAAAUAAUAAUAAAAGCUCUAAUUUUAUUCCUAGUCUCCAAAUGAUAGGAAGAUCAAUUUAAAUUAUAAAUUAACCUUAAAAGCAAGAAAGUAUAUUAGAGAUAGAUAGGCUAAAAAACUUUUAAGAAUCAUAAGUCAAGAAUGAAUAAAUUUAAAAUUCCUUAAUCAAGACUAACUCUCUUGGACCUUAAAAAUCAAAUAUUUAAUAGUAAAUAAGGUAAGCAUUGGGGAUGUAUAGAAACUAAGAAUCAAUAAACUAAAAUAAUUUAAUUGAAGAAUAUCUCCUUACUAAGUAAUGGAAUGGCUCAGCAACUUAUUGGAACUUUGAUAAACUCCACAAUUUUAUUUAUUUUUAUCCCUAACAUAACUUCUAAAAUGUCUUAAAAUGUCCUAAAAAGACCAUAGAAAAAAGGUUGACUAUUAUGAUAAAGAAAAAAUGA